ACCCCAGUAAGUGCUGUGAGUAAUGUGCAAGCUAGAGAAAGCGAGCCCCAAAUCCCAUUUUGAUUCAGAAAGGCAGCUGGAGCAGAAUUAUGGAAAACUCUGUGUCAGACAGUACCAGAGUUUUGACAAGUGCAUUUUGUGACGUGACCCUGCUGAGUGUGAGCCAGCACGGAGGCAGGAGCCGGGCAGGCACGAGAUGAGUGCAGCGAUGUCACAGGGUGAACGGUCCACUGGGAAGACCCUAGCGGGCACGAUGGAGUCACGGGACGUGACCCCGCAGAAGGGCUCUCUCCAGCUCCUUGUGAAGUCACGGGAGUCCGCCAGUGCCACAAGCCCCAGCGUGGUGCGCCAGCGCCCACCAGUGCCACGGGCACGGUCACGUUCACGGAAGAGACGCAUCCGUGUCAAAUCCGUGGAAAUACUGCGGGCACACGGUCGGCUCAUGGAGACGAUCGAGGAGGAGCCCCUGGACAGCUCGGGCGAGAUCGAAACCUUCCCCGUUGCUGUCAAGGAGGUUGAGAGCCACGUGGAGAGCCUGGGUGGCAGGAAGGGAGCAGAGAGUGCGAGGACCUCCCUGUCACCAGCUCGGACUAGCGAGCCUGCGAGCAAUCCAGGCAUAGCGGAGUCCACUGUUAAGAGGAGGAGGGCAGUCUCUGAGACGCUCUCAGAAACCGGAGAAAACAGCAAUGCCAAAGUUUCAGGGGGUGGUCGCAAACCUCUGAGAGGACUUCGAGAAGCGCGCCCUCCGAAGCCUGGCAAGACGCUGCAGCUCUUUGAGGAGAAUGUCUCCUUAAAGGAUAAAGAGUCUCUUUCUCAAGCUGCAGCGUCUGAAGCAGAGAAGAGGAGCUGCUUUGCCAAUAAUAUUUCCGAGGAGACCAAGGCCUGCACUGCGCCUGGCGGCCUGGGCACAGGCAGGAUGCACUUUGAGGACAGGCAGACCGCCUCCUCGAGGAUGAGCGAUGCUCGUUGCCAGCAGGAGCAGAAAACUGCACAGUUUCUCAGAUACACAGAAUCUGUCCACUGGAGAAGUGAUGAAAAGUGCCCAAAAGUUGAAGGCGGUAUGAACCAGCCAUUUAUAGCGGCAGAGAAGAUGGAAGCGCUAAGACAGCCAAAAUCUACAAUGUCUUCAGUGGCUUCCAGAAUGAAAGCAAUUAAUGCAAUCCUCAAAAAUCAACAACUUCCUGUAAGAGGUCCACGCCAUCUUGAAGCUGGUGCACCAAAUCCGGAGUGCAAAAGAAAGGAAUCCUCUGUGAUCCAGGUGUUUCCAAAUCUUAAGGAGCCACAGAGGAGGGAGCCAUUGCGCCAGCCGAUAAAGAAAAUCAAUUCUGCAGCUUCCAGACUGAAGGCCAUCAAUGAAAUGCACAAGAGCCAAAGUAAUCUUCUAGGAUGGCCAAACCAGCAAGAAGCUGCUUUAGUGGCUUACGAUAUGCAGUGGCGUGAAACCCCAGAAUGCGAUGGAAAGAACAAAGAUGAAGCCCUCGCAGGCCACGUGUUGUGCAGCAAUGCACAUCACGUUUCCAAUAAAAACCUGUAAUGACUUAAAAGUAACAGACUUGUCUGAAUUUUUGCUGCCUGUCUCUCCUCCCUCCUUCAAGAUUUCCCUCGUGCAAGAUGCUAUCAGGACAAGGCGUGAAGUUGGAUGUGUAAGACAGAUUAAGAAGAUUUUUGUCAACAUUGGUACCCCAGUAAGUGCUGUGAGUAAUGUGCAAGCUAGAGAAAGCGAGCCCCAAAUCCCAUUUUGAUUCGGAAAGGCAGCUGGAGCAGAAUUAUGUAAAACUCUGUGUCAGACAGUACCAGAGUUUUGACAAGUGCAUUUUGUGACGUGACCCUGCUGAGUGUGAGCCAGCACGGAGGCAGGAGCCGGGCAGGUGAGCUACUGUGUUGCGUGAAACACCGUGUUGACAGCGGUGCUCAUGUAUAGGCUGUAGGGCUUCGCGUGAAAGAUCUUUCCUACCCAGUAGAAGGCAGUGCUUGAUAUUUUCAGUUAAACAGAGUGAAGGGUGGUCCCAAUGACAAGGAUCACGAGCUGCCGGGCUGUUUUCCGUGUCUGCUGUUACAAAGAUAAGGAUGUUUGUCUUCUUCCAGUUCCUCCUGGUUUUCUUUGUGCUCCCCUUACUCUGUCUUGGACAACAAAGCCCCUGCUUCCUUUUUGGGAGGGCAGCGUGGGGGCGGCGGCAGGGGCAGCGCUGUAGCAGGAGUUCCUCACUGCUUCGCGCAGGGCUCUCGCACCUUGCGAGGAGCUCAGCUGGCACCUCUUGGAGCUUCUAGCAAUCAUGCUGUAGGACCGUCCACUCGUAUGACAGUUUUUAUUGUGAUAAUGGGAGCAAAAACCAACUCCCCUUACAACUCUGGAUAGCCUCCAAAAUACAA
Messenger RNA from Anas platyrhynchos (mallard), 2370 nucleotides. The record is from RefSeq and is a predicted model, not a curated record. NCBI's taxonomy places the organism in Eukaryota, Metazoa, Chordata, Aves, Anseriformes, Anatidae.